CGGGCCCCAAUCCAUGGGGUCACAGAGAGUCGGAUAUGACUGAGUGACUAACCCUCACCUCACCGUCACCAUUAUUAUUUUACUUUUGAAAAGCGUAAAGGGGAUUCAUAAAUAGUGGGUUUAUAGAGCAGAAACAGUAUAUUGGGAACACUUUAGAGCUGUUUCCGUAUGUGGAGUUUCUCUACCUUACGAACAAAUUCUUUAAAGCUGCAUGCAUUGUCCGAUAUGGUAACCUCUAAGCACAUGUGGCUACUGGACACUUGAAAUGUCAUUAAUUAACUGGAACUGAACUUUUACUUUUCUUUCAUUUUAAUUACGCUAAAUAAACAAUGUAAAUUUUUUCCAUGAAACAUGACUUUUUUGUUUCAUUAGGACUACAUUUCACUUUAACCAUUGAAAAUUUAGCAUCCAAUUUGAGAUGUGCUGUAAGUAUAAAAUAACAUACCAAAUUUCUGAGACUUAGAAUUUUAAAAAAGAAUAUAAUACAUCUCAAUAAUUUUUAUAUUGAUAAUAUGUUGAAAUGAUCUUUUGGAUCUGUUGGGUAAAUAAGAUAUGAAUACAAUUAGUAUUUCAAAAACAUAAAAGACCUUGUGAGGCAGGAAGUGACACUAGUGGCACAGGCAAAUGCUGUGCAGAGACAGUUGAAAAUAAUUUACCUGAGGUAGGCAGUCAUAGCUUCUCAGGUGGUAAGAUUUCACUGAACCUUGAGGGGUGAGUGAAAUGGGGAGAGACUAAACGGAGGGCUGAAGGGAGAGCAUUAGAAGUGUGAAGGCAGUAAAGUACAAGAUGUGUUGGAGGGAAAGGAUGGGGCAAUAUAAAGUGGAUUGGUCUUGUUAAGAAAAUGUUAUAACAAAAUUGUGUCACUGGGAAUAUGUGGCUUAGUAUGACCCUAGACCCAGACUAAGGAAACCAAGGGACUGUCUAUCCUUAAUGACAUUUUAGUCCAAAGGGUCUUUUGAAAUCAGUCUGUUCAAACUCCUACCUAAUAUCUAGCCUCUACUUGAAUACUUGCAGAAAUUGGUAGUAGCUUACUUCAAGAGACUGGUUGCAUCUCUACUUUUGGACAGUCUUUAUUUGUUUCACUUUUAAAAGACAGAAUUAUUUGCUUCAUAUUUUUUCCAACUCUAGGCUCUAAUUUGACCCUGUGGUUUGCUGUCUUAUAUGUUAUAACUCCAAAUAUUUGACGGUGGUAAUCGUGUCCAUUUUUAGUGUUGUCUUUGGGCAUUUUCAAGUAAUUCAGCCAUUUAUUUUAUGGUAUUCCCUGGCUUCUCACCAUCUUAGUCACUCGAGAUAUUUUCUUGUGUUUGUCAGUGUCCUUUUGGAUGUAUUUUUAAUGUUUCAAAUACUCCACAUAGAGUCUGAACAGCAAGUAGCAUUGACACUACUACCUAUUUUUAUCUGAAUACUGUGACCUAGGAAAGAUUUGUCAACCUGUGACUCCAAGGUUUCUUAACGGUCAAGUCAAACAUGCUUUUAACUGAGCUUUUGUUAACUAAAAACUUCAGGUCAUCUUCAUGUUGCCAGGACAGGUCCCCCUCUCCCCAUCAGCUUGAUAACCCUUAAAGUGUUUAAAGUAGCACAUUUACCCUUAAAGUGUUUAAAGUAGCACAUUUACCAUCAUUUUUGUUGAUUUCCACUCAUCCUCACAGCCCACUGAGAAUUCAGGAUUUGUUUUUUUUAUUAUAUACAUCUUCAUUACUAACUCCCAGCGUUGAGUUGUCUAUAGAUUUGGCUGGCAUGUCUUUGACUUGGUUCUUUUCAAAAUGCUUAAGACUGGGCUCUUUGCAGGUUAACAUUGCUCCAUAAUCUUUGAGAGUGGUAUUCAGCAACUGUGAAUCUGUUAAAUUGUAUUGUCAUCAAGCUCCUUGCUACUCAAACUGAUUCUAGGAUUAACAGCAUCAGCAUUACGUGAAGGCUUAUUUAAAAUGCAUGCUCUCAGGCCUCACCCCCAACCUACUUAAUCAGAACCUGUAUUUUUACAAGAUUUCCAGGUGGUUCGUUUGUAUGUUGGAAGUUUGAGAAGCAUGGAUCUAGCCUAUAUUUCUCCAUAAAAUAGGAUGCAAAAAUUUUUCAGACUCUGGACAAAAACCAAGCCAGGUGUUUCAGCAGUAUUAUCCUGAUGCCUCUAUCAAAAAGUUUCUCAACCCUGACUGUGCAAUGGAAUUACCUGCGGAAUUUUUAAAAUGUCGCUGUCUGAUUGGCCCCAGAGAAAGCUCCUCAGGUAAUUUUCCACUUGUUCAUCAAGAUGGAAAGCUCAGAUUGUAACGAUAAAGGAAGUGGUGAUCAGUCUGCAGCACAGCGCAGAAGUCAGAUGGACCGCUUGGAUCGGGAAGAAGCUUUCUAUCAAUUUGUAAAUAACCUCAGUGAAGAAGAUUAUAGGCUUAUGAGGGAUAACAAUUUGCUAGGCACCCCAGGUGAAAGUACUGAGGAAGAGUUGCUGAGGAGACUUCAACAAAUUAAAGAGGGCCCACCACCACAAAACUCAGAUGAAAAUAGAGGUGGAGACUCUUCAGAUGAUGUAUCUAAUGGUGACUCUAUAAUAGACUGGCUUAACUCAGUCAGACAAACUGGAAAUACGACAAGAAGUGGGCAAAGAGGAAACCAAUCUUGGAGAGCAGUGAGCCGGACUAAUCCAAACAGUGGUGAUUUCAGAUUCAGUUUAGAGAUCAAUGUUAACCGUAAUAAUGGGAGCCAAAAUCCAGAGAAUGAAAAUGAACCACCUACAAGACGUUCUAGUGGAGAAAGUAUGGACAACAACAGCCAAAGACAAAUGGAAAAUCCACGAUCUGAAACAACAUCUUCAAGGCCACCCAGAUCAGAACGAAAUUCAACUGAAGCAUUAACAGGAGAAGCCCCACCUACCAGAGGUCAGAGAAGGGCAAGAAGUAGGAGCCCAGACCAUCGGAGAACCCGAGCAAGAGCUGAAAGAAGUAGAUCACCUCUACAUCCAAUGAGUGAAAUUCCACGAAGAUCUCAUCAUAGUAUCUCAUCUCAGACUUUUGAGCAUCCUUUGGUAAAUGAGACUGAAGGAAGUUCUAGAACCCGGCACCAUGUGACAUUAAGACAGCAAAUAAGUGGACCUGACUUACUAACUAGAGGUCUUUUUGCAGCUUCUGGAACAAGAAAUGCCUCACAAGGAGCAGGAUCUUCAGACACAACUGGCAAUGGUGAAUCUACAGGAUCAGGCCAGAGACCUCCAACCAUAGUCCUUGAUCUUCAAGUAAGAAGAGUUCGUCCUGGAGAAUAUCGGCAGAGAGAUAGCAUAGCUAGCAGAACUCGGUCAAGGUCUCAGACGCCAAACAACACCGUCACUUAUGAAAGUGAACGAGGAGGUUUUAGGCGUACGUUUUCACGUUCUGAGCGAGCAGGUGUGAGAACCUAUGUCAGUACCAUCAGAAUUCCAAUUCGUAGAAUCUUGAAUACUGGUUUAAGUGAGACUACAUCUGUUGCAAUUCAGACCAUGUUAAGGCAGAUAAUGACAGGUUUUGGUGAGUUAAGCUACUUUAUGUACAGUGAUAGUGAUUCAGAGCCUAGUGGCUCAGUCUCGAGUCGAAAUAUGGAAAGGUCAGAGUCACGGAAUGGAAGAGGGGGUUCUGGUGGUAGUAGCAGUUCUGGUUCAAGUUCCAGUUCGAGUCCUAGUUCCAGUUCCAAUGGUGAAAGUUCAGAGACUAGCUCAGAGGUAUUUGAAGGCAGUAAUGAAGGAAGCUCAUCAUCAGGCUCAUCAGGUGCCAGGCGAGAGGGUCGACACAGGGCCCCAGUAACAUUUGAUGAAAGUGGCUCUCUGCCCUUCCUUAGUCUCGCUCAGUUUUUCCUCUUAAAUGAGGAUGAUGAUGACCAACCUAGAGGACUCACCAAAGAACAGAUUGACAACUUGGCAAUGAGAAGUUUUGGUGAAAACGAUGCAUUAAAAACCUGUAGUGUUUGCAUUACAGAAUACACAGAAGGCAACAAACUUCGUAAACUACCUUGUUCCCAUGAGUACCAUGUCCACUGCAUCGAUCGCUGGUUAUCUGAGAAUUCUACUUGUCCUAUUUGUCGCAGAGCAGUCUUAGCUUCUGGUAACAGAGAAAGUGUUGUGUGAUUAAGGUCUGAACUCUCAGCUAUGUAUCUGGUAUAGUGAUGGGCAAACAGGAAUCACUUGCUUUCUGUCCACUUUUUGAGUGGUGCUUAAAUGUAAAGUAGCAACCAGAAUUGAGUCAUUGCUUUCUGAAUGAGUCAUUGUCCUUUCUCUAAUUUCUGUUCCCCCAAAAAGGAAAUAUUUAAAAAGCAACAUGUUAGGACAUAAAAAUCUGACUUCAGUAUCAGUAAUUGUUAUUACUGAUGAUUUAUCAUAUACUUGUCAGUUUCUCCUUUGUUAUCUUAAAAGGUCUGCCUUAGCAAUGACUCUCACCUGUUUUCAUAUUGAUCUUUAAAGUUUCAUAUGCCAUAGCAAAGAGGGGUGAAGGAAAUUCCCAGUUUAGACUCAGUUACAGUACAUGUUUCCUAAGUGACUGCUUAAAGCUAUACCGUUCCCAGUUAUUAGUUGGCACACAUUCAGCUACAUUCUGAAUAUCAUUUGUUCACCUUUCAGACAAGGUGAUAUUGGACUUAUCAGUGUAAAUAACACUAAGAUUAGGAUCUUCUAAGUGUAUAACUGUCUUCUAAGCCCAUCACUGUGGCACACUGUAGAGUGAGCUUAUAGUUUAAUUGAGAUAUUUAUCUUGUGGAAAUAUUAAAAAAAAAAGCCUAUGCUUGUGUAAGUGAAAAAAUCACAUUCAUUUGUUUAAAAAUGUAAAGCUAUUUUGUAGAGGCUCAGUACUUUUUCCAAUGCACUGUUGUAUUAAUGCAUUAAAAAUUGUAAAGUACCAUGCUUAGAAAUGAAAAAACUGCUUUUUGUGAGCCAACAUAGUAAAAAAAAUAGAAAACACACCAAACAAAGUACAAAGCUGCUUUUGUAAGUGUGUAGAUGUAAGAGCAGAACAUAUCUAUAAUAUUUAAUGUAUGUGAACAGCUACUGUGACCUGCAAAGGAAAGGACAGAGUAUGGAUUUAGGCAGGAAAUGAAAGAGGGAGUAUAGAGAAAACUGCUUGGAAGAACUUAAACUUUUCAUGAAGACAGUAAUUCCACAGAUCCUUGGCACAGUAUUCUACUUGAGUAGAUGAAGCAAAUUUGGCAGAGUUUUGGUUUAAGAAAAACAAGCCACUACCCCCUAGCACAAGUUACAUUGAUGUUUUUGCAAGUUUGCUUCUCAAGAAAAAAAAUGGAGGAAAGAGACUGUAAACCACUUAUUUAGCAUAAGAAGUGAAGUUGGCACAGAUGUGUAUACUAGUAGGAAGUCUCAAAUUUGCAUUGUUUUUGGUAUUUGUUAUUCAAGGUACCAGUGCACACUUGUUACUAUCUCUAAUACAGACCUAAUAUCUCAUAUCUAAAGACAAGAUGAAGAACUAAGGGAGUUUUAUUUUUUGUGGAAAGUGAGUCAUGUUGGGUUAUUUGAAAUUCAGAUUUUAAUUGUGCUGCCCAUAUUUGAAGAUGAGAAGGCUGACUCACAAUCUAUGGGAUAUGCACUUUAUGUUGUUUCCUUAGCUUUGUGAAGAACCCCAGUACUCUUGCCGACUUUCUUUUGAGGCUGGUUGGGGUUAGGAUUAGUCUGACUGUGGAGGACUGUCUUUUUCUGGGAAACGCUAGUGGGCCCAAAGAGGGAUUGAACACAUCCUUGGCUCUUAACAAAGUGAGCUGAUACCCAGGUGUAUGUAGUCAGAUGCUCUACACAAUAAAUAAGUCUGCUUUAGGAAUUAUCUGGCUACCUUAACUGUUACCAACUCAGCUGUACAGAUUAUUUCAAAGCUCAUUCUUUUAUAUUUUCCUCUGGCUUUCAAUCCUACCUAAGUAUCAAGGAAAUUGUAAAUAUGGUAGUUGUUUACUAAGGAUAUGUACUGCUCUUGCAAGAAAAUAAUGUCCAAACAAAGCUUCACUUAUUUUUUUUUAAUAUAAGCAGAUUUUACUGUUUAUGGCGCUUAUGUAAUACAUUUUAUCUUUCUAAAAAAAUUGUCCAUGUAAAAGUCAGGAUUUGUUUAUAUUUGUGAGCCUCCUUGUAUCCUUUACUAAGGGUGUAAUCUACAGUUUUCAGAUCUGCAGGGUAGUCCUGAUUGGCUAAAAACAAACUCAUUUUCCUCUUGGUAUAAAAUGUCCCAUUAUAAUAGGGGUGUUCAUUUUAAAUAGUUUAAAAACAACUGCAUCACAUUCUAAGCAUAAAAGAAAAUUAUUAACAGGUACCUUCCUAACCUCCCAAGAUGUAUUAUUACUCAUUUGUGAAGUAUUAAGAGGUAACUCAUGCAGAAUGCUGGUUAUGAAUGUAGAUACUGAAGCUAUUCAUAAACACUGGAAAUAGAAUUUUAAGUUUUUAGCCUUCAGUGCACAUAUUGGACAUGUGCAUGUGAAAACCUUUUUCAAUAGCACUCAUUAAUUUCCAUUGGACUGUGUAGAAUGGAUACAAAUAUUUUAGUGGAAUUUGCUACUUGAUUAUUUUUUUUUGCAAGGUCCAUGACCAGUAUGUACUUACUAGUAUGGACAUUGAAGACAAGGUCAUUUGUAGGUGUCAGAUGUACAAUGGAGAACAAAAAUCUUUUUUCCCACCUGCAUCCAAACAACUGUUCUCUUGAGGGAGCAUUUUCUUGCAAAAGACUUUACAUUUCAUUUUGUACCUUUGCACUUUUUCUUUAUUACAGAAAGGUUCUGUCUUGAGGACCUAGUUUGAACUUCAUGCAAUAAUAGGAACAAGAAAAAACAAUGUUGGGGCAUUACAUUGUUCAAAGCAUAGGGAAAAAGUACUAAAAAUGACAUUUCUUGAUUAUUUCAGAUUAUUUUAAAAAACUCAUUUACUAGUCUGAAACGUUUGAGGUGUUUAACUGCAAGCAGCUGACGUGAUUGAGAUUUAUUAGUACUAAAAACAAAAUUGAACAAGUUAGCUUUAAAGUUUGCAGACUUUAGCAACCCUAGAAGAUCAACCAAACUGUUAAUUUGGAAUAUUUGCUCUAAAAAGAACACAUUAGUUAUACCUUAGUGGUGGUAAUGGAGGGUGGGGAUUGAGAAAAGUGUUCAUGUUAGUGUUGGAGUAUAAGUCAUCAAUUGUAUAAACAAUUCCAAAAAAACAUUUAGCACCAGGAUUAUGUGUGUGUGUAUACAUGAAAUCUCUAAAAACAUGAUCGUGGGAGUUCAUCCAAAAUUUAAGGUUAGGAAACUGUUACAAGUGUUACCUCAAGUAAUCCUCGCCCCCCGCCCCCUGCCAAAAACAUGUUCUUUCCCUGCCAAGUAUUCUCUCCUAAUGUCAAUGUCUCAAAUUAUUUUUAUGAAGGGUUAUCACUUAAUAUGCUUUGUAUUUAAUCACCUGCUUCUCAAAUGUCCAUGACAUGAAAUGGGGCAGCAUCAGCCCUAACUUUUCAGCAGUUCUCAAAAUACCCACAUAAUCGGAAAGUGAAUGUUGCAAAAUGCUUUUUUAAAAAGCCAUUUUUACAGCUUGGGAGAAUACAGUGGCACCUUGUGGUGGUUUUUGAUACUUUUAAAGAUGGAGGAUAUUUUUAUUCCCCCCCUUUACUCCACCCCUUUUCUUUGCUGUUUGUGAAAAAGAAAUAUUUGUAAUCUUCCUUAUUUGAGUUUUUAAGUUUUACCGGCUUCCCUGUCAAAUAUGUUACCAAUACUAAAUACAUAGAAGCCACAUUUGCGGGCACUUCUGUCUUAUAAUACUGUGCUGAUUGCUACUUACUAAAGUAUACUGUACCUUAGUAAUGCAAGAGAUUGAUAAGGCACAUGUUCAAAUGUCAGGCAUUUAUUUUCCCUUAAUAUAAUUCUUUAGUAUGUGUAAUAUUCAAUAAUGGCUUCCCUGGUAGCUCUGUUGAUAAUGAAUCCGCCUGCAAUGCAGGAGACCCAGGUUUGAUCCCUGGGUGGGGAAGAUCCUUGGAGAAGGCAAUGGCAACCCACUCCAGUAUUCUUACCUGGAAAAUCCUGUGGACUAUUCAAUAAUUGUUAUUCAGUAAUAUUCAGUAACUUGUAAUUCAUUUGGAAAGUUAAAAUGCAAGGUCCAAGUAACUAGUAUUUCAUUUUUAAGUUAGAUUUUUAGAAAGCACCUAAGAAACAGCUAUGAGUUAUAUACCUACCCUUUACAUUUUUAGCAUUCUGAAAAGAGUGCUUAACUGGAACAUUACUAAAAUAGGAAUAUUGGAACAAGUAAGCAAUCUCACUUGAUUUGAGUAACUCCAUUUUGUAUCUAGAAUGCAGUAUAUUUGAGCUGAUGGAAUGUUCAAGGAAUAACAGCAGUUUAUAUCAGUUUUAUGAUUAUUUUCAUGUCUACAUAGGUGUUCUAAUUCAAAUUUGAAGAAAAUAGGCACACCCUCCCAACAGUCUCAAAAUCACCAAAAUACUUUUUUUUGGUUAGGAUUUGUUUACUAAAGACCCCCAAGCUUAGAUUGACAUAUCUUAAAGAUACGCAGUGAAAGUGAACCCCAUAAUGAAUGACUGUGCCUAGUUAUUUGAGGGUUCCUCUAUCAGUUCCUCAUAUUGCAGAUUUUUCUUAAUACCAAGAUAUGGCUGAACCAGCUGCCCAGCCUUAACUCUUUUCAAUGCCCCUUUGCUAACAUUCUUUGAACUGAGUGAUUUGUAUGUGUUUUAACGUCCAAUGUUUGGAUUUUACCUCUUUAUAGCUCCAUUUGUUCCUGGUGCUGCUUUUAAAGAUGUAGGGCCAUGUGAUCCAGUAUCAAGUUGAGUAGGUACGCAGUUGGCCUGAUUAUGUAUCUGUGCCUGUUUUGUCUUCUCCCAAGAAGAGCUGCUUUGGUAUAGACGUUUACUUAGAUUCAGAUAAAGAACUGGGCAGCAGUUUUGGAAAGCUUUCUGAAGCCUAUAAGAAUCUAAAGGGAUAUGGAGGGGGAACAGUAACAAAGGCGGCCUUUAUGUCUUUCAACAUGAAGCACAUAAAUGUAUGUUCUGUAAAGACUAUAGUGAUUGUUAAACCAGGGCUUCCUGACCUCUGGGAGAGACUUUCAGAAAAGCAGAAAGGAGCACCAAAGUGAAAUGAAUUUGGUUGUCUUACUUUAUCUGGUUUCUCAUUUUCUUCAAUUUAAAGCUGAACAUAACACCCUUUUCCAAUAUCUAUCCAGCAGACUCCUGGUUGGGAAGCCCUGUAUUAAAUUUUGAGAAUGUACCCAGUUUCCUUUUUUUUUUUUUUUUUGUACAGUGCUUUCUUUACACCUGCUAAAAAUUGUUUAAAGCAAAACAAGACCUUGAAAGGUCAGUCAUAUUAAAGCUGGUUUGAUUAUUAAUAGUUAUCUUUUAGGAAGAAGCUUUUUCCCUAUGUAAGAUGUCAUACUGCAGAUUUAAAAUAUAGACUAUCAAUAAAAUGCAUGAAGUGAUCAUUUGUGCUUGA
Bubalus bubalis (water buffalo) is the source of this 9391-nucleotide messenger RNA. RefSeq names its product ring finger protein, LIM domain interacting (gene RLIM). The record is from RefSeq and is a predicted model, not a curated record. Gene Ontology annotation, cellular component: cytoplasm; nucleoplasm. Gene Ontology annotation, molecular function: ubiquitin protein ligase activity. The transcript has 4 exons. Lineage: Eukaryota; Metazoa; Chordata; Mammalia; Artiodactyla; Bovidae. The coding region runs from base 2246 to 4081 and encodes 611 amino acids. Gene Ontology annotation, biological process: random inactivation of X chromosome; protein ubiquitination; ubiquitin-dependent protein catabolic process.